Messenger RNA from Colletotrichum karsti, 1827 nucleotides. RefSeq names its product flavin containing amine oxidoreductase. The record is from RefSeq and is a predicted model, not a curated record. Gene Ontology annotation, molecular function: oxidoreductase activity. The transcript has 2 exons. NCBI's taxonomy places the organism in Eukaryota, Fungi, Ascomycota, Sordariomycetes, Glomerellales, Glomerellaceae. The coding region runs from base 1 to 1827 and encodes 608 amino acids.
AUGGCCCCAACCAUUCGGACGUUGGAUCUCAACAACACCUCCAAAGCCUACUUUGCACCAGCAACGAUAGCUUCGGCCAGCAAGCUCAUUCAUGUCGCCGGCCAACCUGGGUCUACCGUAGACGGCCACGUACCCGACGACUACGAGUCUCAGAUCCACCUAGCACUCUUCAACCUGCGCAAGAUCAUCCUGGUUGCAGGUGCAUCCGUCAAGGACAUCGCCAAGCUUACACUAAACAUCGUCGACUACGGCAGCACAAGCCGGAAGCAUGUACGCCAUAUUCAACGUUUCCUCGGUGGUCAUCGACCAGCCAUGACUCUCGUGCCGGUGCCCAUGCUGGCGAUGCCCUCCUGGAAAUUCGAGAUCGAUGCUGUGAUCGCGGUCCCGGAAGCCAUAACACCGGUGCCUCGUCAAGUACUCCCAGACACUACCGAAUCAGUCGACGUUGUCAUCAUCGGUGCCGGUCUUGCUGGUCUGGCUGCUGCUCGCGAAGUCAUCAAAGGCGGCCUUUCUUGUAUCCUGCUCGAGGCGCGCGAUCGGGUCGGCGGUAAGACUUGGAGUGAGCCGCUACAGCAGGGCCAGCCUGGCGUUGUCGACCUCGGCGCGGCAUGGAUCAAUGACACCAACCAACACAGGAUGUAUGUUUUGGCCAAGGAGUUUGAUGCCGAGUUGAUCGAGCAGAACACCGAUGGCAACGUUGUCAUGCAGGGAUUCGACGGAAAGUGUUCCCCGUUUCCGUACGGAGAACUUCCUCUCUUCGAUGAAGCUACCCGCCAUAGGCUGGGUGCCAUCCGUGACAUGGUCGAAGCCGAUUGCCAAGUCGUUGAUGCAUGGAAGCCAAAGAACACAGGCCUCGAUAGUCUCACAUUCGACGCAUACUUGCGAUCCCGUGGUGCCGACGACAUAGCCCUAGCUACGGCCAACGUAUGGACCCGCGCUAUGCUCGGCCAAGAAGCGACGGACAUCUCGGCCCUUUACUUCCUCAACUACUGCAAGUCCGGCGGUGGUCUGCUCCAAAUGCGUUCCGAUCGCAAGGGCGGCGGCCAGCACCUUCGUGUCCGCCAGGGCACCCAGUUCUUCUCCAAGGGGCUGGCUUCCUCGCUGCCCGAAGGAACCAUCCGCCUCAACCAACCUGUCAGGGCCGUGGUAUCUGAUGGUAACCAGGGGGUGAAGGUGCAAACCGACGCAGGCGUUCUGGCGGCACGCAAGGUCAUCACUACUGUUCCGGGCCCUGUGCUGAAGACGAUUGCUUUCGAGCCCCCAUUGCCUCUACCCAAGCAGGCCUGGAUUCAAUCUCUUACAUACGGAUACUACACCAAGGCAAUGAUGGAGUUUACCACGCCGUUCUGGGUUGAACGUGGUUUCUGCGGCCUUGCGCAGUCCUUCGUAGGCCCUGCAAGUGUCAUCCGCGAUACCAGCAUACCGGUGGACGGCAAGUACGUACUCACUUGCUUCAUGGCGGGAGAGGCUGGUAAGGCCUGGUCGGCGUUGGGUAAGACCGAUAGGGAGAAUAAGCUGCUCGAUCAGCUGGCACAACUGUUCGGAUUCGAGGGAGUUUACAGCCAGUUCGUCCGGUUGGCAACCUAUGAGUGGGUGAAAGAUGAGUGGUCUGGCUGGGGUUGCCCUUGCGCGGCACUGGCGCCUGGUGUUCUUGACACUCUUGGUGGUGACAGCCUCCGACAACCUUGUGGCAGUUUGCACUUUGCCGGAACAGAGACUGCGGGGGAGUGGAAGGGUUACAUGGAGGGCGCGGUCCGGAGUGGUGAGCGCGCAGCAGCGGAGGUCUUGGAAGCAUUAUCAAGCACAGCUGGAGUAUCACGGCUGUAA